This is a messenger RNA of Branchiostoma belcheri (Belcher's lancelet), 1613 nucleotides long. RefSeq lists its product as uncharacterized. The transcript has 2 exons. Bases 51 to 1301 code for a protein of 416 amino acids. The record is from RefSeq and is a predicted model, not a curated record. Lineage: Eukaryota; Metazoa; Chordata; Leptocardii; Amphioxiformes; Branchiostomatidae.
GCCAUACCAGCCCCUGAACUGAAAUACGCAGCAGCUUUUCCGAUUCGAAAAUGUUGGUUGAAGGUUGGAUCUUCUUUAUGGAUUUUGGAAACGUUCUGCUCUUGUUUAUUAUUUGCAUCAUCUCCGUGGUUAUACUUGUUCUAUCGCCAAAUGCAGGCAAGAGAAGUUCACAGACUUCUCCAUUGGGACCAGCUGAAACCACAAACCAAACAGCUGUCCAUGGCAACGGGAACGUAACCGUCAGUACUGGUAGUGGCAGUACAGUCACGAUCACAAUGGUGACAUAUCCUCAGGAUACACAAGCACCAAGAGAGGAUCAUGAUUCCACAGAAACAAAACCCACCUCCGAGCAUGAAGGGCAAGGCACGGCACUUGUUCCGAGCAAGGCACUUGUUCCCCUUGUGCCCAAACCUGUCGAUAGACCCCAAAGAUGGUACAGCAAAACAUUCUUCAAGCUCAUUGAUGACCUGGCAAAACUGUCCACAGAAGGAAAGAUACUGGAAUGCUACAGCAUUGUUAUGAAGCUCAUGAAGACAAAGACAGACCCAGACUCCCAAGUAACCCUCCGCCAUGCUGCAACCUUCAAUGCCAUCAACGAGGGAGACAUCAAGAAGGCCAACCGUCUGCUCCGCGAAGUUACGACAUUCCUCCCCGAGACAAUCCACGAGACAGAGCACAGACUGUGGUGGAGCCGUCUGAAGUCUCUAGCCAAGAUGAGAGAAGGGAAGUGCGAAGUGGGGAUUAUCUUUGCAAAGGAAACCCUUCCCUUGUUAGACAGGAUGACACCUGGCAGUGUUACAGGGUGGGUGCUCCAUAACCAUGCCCGGCUCAUCAGAGAGAUAGCCACAAGUCAAGAUGAUGACGAUGACAGACGACUGUUGAUGAAGAUGGCAGAGAAACAUUUCCACCAUGCUAUUGAGCAUACAGAAAACGAGCACCCCAAACACAUGAUCCACUCACAGUCACGAGUGCCUCAGUUUGCCAAAAUAAGUCUGGCCUUUUUAUACCUUGGCUGUAUGGUAACAGGAGACACCUUCAGGUUAGGAAGCUCAGACAUCUUCUUGGAUGACAUAAGGAAGGCCAAGAAUGUAAUUGCUUCACUAGACAAGGAAGGAAUGGCGAGCAAUUCAUUUAAGUUUUGGCUAAUGAUGGCUAAAACCUGCCUGCACUGCAGGCUGGGUAGUUACCAACAGGCCUAUGACCUGGCCCAAAAUGCCAAAGUCUUUGCUGCCAAACAUUCUUUUGGUAGUUUUGUUAAGCUUGCAGACAACACUGUGCAGUAUUUACAGGAUUAUGUUUAAGAUGUACAUUGUCUUGUGUGGGUUAGCAACUUCUUGAUAAUAAUAAUACUUUAUUGACAGUCUUACUUCCUUACUUCCUAUAUGUUUUGGUGUGCAAAACUUAUGAUAGAGUGUAUGCAGCAGCUAUGGUUGUUACUGUGUGAUGUUGACUUUUUAAAAACAAAAAAUUAAACUUGACCACAUUUUCAUUGCUUUGAAUGAGUAUGAGUUACAUUUCAUAUAUAAAUACAGAAAAUAAACUAAUUUAGCCCAGUACAGUUAGCAUACAAUGUCAUGUAGUUUACAAGUUCAGUUCAAGAACAGGAAAGGAUC